Messenger RNA from Dipodomys ordii (Ord's kangaroo rat), 2271 nucleotides. It is a transcript of the gene Rgs14, whose product is annotated as regulator of G-protein signaling 14. The record is from RefSeq and is a predicted model, not a curated record. The coding region runs from base 126 to 1835 and encodes 569 amino acids. Lineage: Eukaryota; Metazoa; Chordata; Mammalia; Rodentia; Heteromyidae. Gene Ontology annotation, molecular function: microtubule binding; G-protein alpha-subunit binding; GTPase activator activity. Gene Ontology annotation, biological process: signal transduction; regulation of G protein-coupled receptor signaling pathway. The transcript is spliced from 15 exons.
AGCACGGCAGGACUCUGGCCGCCGCCCGCCCUGCACAGCGCCAGCCUCCAGGCGGGCACUGCCCACAGGUCCUCCCCCCCCAUGGUGGGUGGCCCCCCAGACGGGGACCCGUGAUCUGCGGCGGGAUGCCAGGGAAACCGAAGCACCUGGGGGUCCCCAAUGGGCGCAUGGUUCUGGCUGUCUCGGAUGGAGAGCUGAGCAGCACCACAGGGUCCUUGAGCCAGAAGGAGAGCAAAGGCAGUUCCCUGAGCAUCCACAGCCUCCCCAGUGGUGCCAGCAGCCCCUUUCCCGAGGAGCAGCCUGUGGCCAGCUGGGCCCUCUCCUUCGAGAGGUUGCUGCAAGAUCCAUUGGGCCUGGCUUACUUCACCGAGUUCCUGAAGAAGGAGUUCAGCGCCGAGAACGUGACUUUCUGGAAGGCCUGUGAGCGUUUCCAGCAGAUCCCGGCCAGCGACACCCAGCAGCUCGCUCAGGAGGCCCGCAACAUCUACCAGGAGUUCCUGUCCAGCCAGGCUCUGAGCCCGGUGAACAUCGACCGGCAGGCCUGGCUCGGCGAGGAGGUGCUGGCACAGCCCCGCCCGGACAUGUUCCGGGCACAGCAGCUGCAGAUCUUCAACCUGAUGAAGUUCGACAGCUACGCGCGCUUCGUCAAGUCCCCGCUGUACCGCGAGUGCCUCCUGGCCGAGGCGGAAGGACGGCCCCUGCGGGAACCGGGCUCCACGCGCCUGGGCAGCCCGGACACGGCAAGGAAGAAGCCCAAGCUGAAGCCGGGGAAGUCGCUGCCGCUGGGCGUGGAGGAGCUGGGGCAGCUGCCGGCGGCCGAGGGUCCCGGGGGCCGCCCGCUCCGCAAGUCCUUCCGCAGAGAGCUGACAGGAGGUACUACGAGCUUAGCCUUACGCCGAGAGUCUCAGGGUUCCCUAAAUUCGUCUGCCAGUCUAGACCUGGGUUUCCUUGCCUUUGCCAACAGAUCUGAGAACCAGAGCCACAGGAAGAGCAUUGGGAGCACCGAAGGGGACAGCGAAAGCCGUCCAGGAAAAUACUGCUGCGUGUACCUCCCGGAUGGCACAGCCUCCUUGGCCUUGGCCCGAUCCGGCCUCACCAUCCGAGACAUGCUUGCUGGCAUCUGUGAGAAGCGAGGGCUCUCUCUACCCGACAUCAAAGUCUACCUGAUGGGCAAUGAGCAGAAGGCCCUGGUCCUGGAUCAGGAUUGCACUGUGCUGGCGGACCAGGAAGUGCGGCUGGAGACCAGGAUCACCUUCGAGCUGGACUUGUCCACGCUGGAGCGCGUGGUGCGGAUCUCGGCCAAGCCCAGCAAGCGGCUGCAGGAAGCGCUGCAGCCCAUCCUGGCGAAGCACGGCCUAAGCUUGGAGCAGGUGGCAGUGCACCGGCCAGGUGAGAAGCAGCCUCUGGAUCUGGAGAAGCUAGUAAGCUCAGUGUCUGGCCAGCGACUGAUUUUGGACACACUCCCAGGUGUGAAGAUCGGGGAUGCCAGCCACACGGCCUCCUGCAGCAGCAGCCAGGGAUGUCCUUCCAGAUCCCAGAACAAGGCCAUGCACGCCUCUUCUCUGCCCCCCAGUUCACUAGUGGAGGCACCCAGUAGUUCGGCCGAGAAACGACAGACCUUUGACAUCGAAGGCUUGGUGGAGCUCCUGAAUCGAGUACAGAGCAGCGGAGCCCAUGACCAGAGGGGCCUUCUUCGAAAAGAGGACCUGGUGCUUCCGGAAUUCCUGCAGCUGCCUGCCCCCAGACCCAGCUCCCAGGAGACCCUACCACAGACUGAAUCAGAGGCCCAGCCCAAGGGGGGCUCCGUGAGCCCCCCUGCCCAUUCAGCUCUCUGACACCUGUAUAACGAUCCUAGGCCAGCUGCAUGGCGCCUAGCGGGCCAAGCAUGCGAUGGGUCCACUCUGCAUGCUCUAUCUGUACCCCGAAUGUCCCUGGUCCCCUCCUGUCAUGGGCAGGCCCGUGGGAGGAGGAAGAGGGGGAGGGAAUUCAGAGAGGCCACCCCUCCCCGCCACAGCUGCAGCCCGGCCCCGGGAUGAAGGUGGGCGUAGCCCCUUUGGGGUACCCAGCAUGGAGGGAUGGCGUUGGCAGUGCCAGCCUCCCUGACCUGUGCCAAGUAUCCGUAGGAGGAGGGGCUGGGCCCCUGGGGGCACAGGUGGGCAGCGCCUCCUGCUGGCCACAUAGAAUCCACUGUACAUACAGAUCUCAUGGUUGGCUGGGGACAGCUGGGUUUGUCCUGAAUGUAUGAUAUUGUUACUAUAAUAAUAAUAAUUA